AUAACUGAAAUACGACCAAAUCAAUUCAUAGGAUCAAGGAUUUUACUGGUGCCAAAUGUAUAUCGCUUGUAUUCAAAUGGUAGAUCAAUGCUACAUUAACACUUGUAGAGUCAGUUACAUGCAUUGUGCUGGCAUUGUAGAGAGGAGUAAUUCGUAUUAUUUGGCUGAAGCUCGUCCGAGCUGGCAGAAGAACACUGUAUUCACAAAACUGUUUGCCAAUCAUUUCUUCCUUUUUGAAGACACUUGAAGAGUGACUCUGUUCCGUUUCGUUACAUCUUCAUAUCUUCGCAUUUUAAUUUGUUUGAAGACGAUUUUUGAAAAAUUUAAACAAUUUCAAGAUGGCGAUAAUCAUGAAGAGUUGUUGUUGCUUCGAGACGAUUGAGAAGGGAACUGUCGCAUCGGCUAUUUACUCUAUGUUGACAUCUAUCAUCGCAUUUGGAUGGGUUACAUACAGGAUUCAGCCAUUACAAACAUUAUUCCAAGAUGUGGAAGGUGAUCAUGAAUUGCAUCUUGGAGCUAUAUACGUGUCUUACCUGGUGGCUGUCAUCCUGACUAUCUGCCUGGUCGCCUCCGCUAUGGUUCUCCUUAUCGGAACCGUCAAGGGUAAUCGUUUUUGUUUGAUACCAUUCCUCAUCGUCAUUCUCAUCACGAUUGUCCUUCAAGUGCCCUUCACAGGCUUCUUACUCUGGCAUUUCGUAAAGACCAACUUUGCGAAUCUAACUGUUUUGGUUCACGUACUUUUCAAUGUACCGCUCGGCUUUCUAAACAUCGCAAGUUUCUUCUGCGUGAUUGCAAGGUUUCAGCAGCUGUCUUCUGAACCCGAAGAUACCGAUUCGGACAUCGACAGCCUGGAUGAAAUCAAGAUUGCAAACUUUAACAGACUCAGGAGGGAAUCUCAACAUAUCACGAUCCUGAAGAUACACACCACUGUUUGAAGUCCACUCGAGCAAAAUUAC
Messenger RNA from Strongylocentrotus purpuratus (purple sea urchin), 956 nucleotides. RefSeq lists its product as uncharacterized. NCBI's taxonomy places the organism in Eukaryota, Metazoa, Echinodermata, Echinoidea, Camarodonta, Strongylocentrotidae. The transcript is spliced from 7 exons. The record is from RefSeq and is a predicted model, not a curated record. Bases 339 to 935 code for a protein of 198 amino acids.